CUUCGAAUCACAACCCCAAAACUGUCCUCAAUCUCUUGAAAUGUAGUGUCGGUAUCUUCGACCGUAUCGUGUAAAAUGGCGGCAGCUAGCACUUCUAUAUCAGCAACAUCGGCUUCAUCAGAUAGAAUAUUUGCAACACCGAUAGGAUGAUUUAUAUAGGGCGUCUUUUCAAAGUUCUUUCGACGUUGAUUUUUGUGUUUAAUAGCGGCAAAGUUGGCACACUUUAUCAACAAGGUUACAUCGGCCAUUUUACCUUCAUCAGAACGAGGUUACACGGUUUUAUUACGAGUCAAAACGGUAAGGGGAACUAUUUUUUCCAAAGUCAGUUCUACUGCAUAAGUUUAUUAACCAAGUUUAUUAGAAUGGAGAAAUUAAAGAAGCUUUUUUCUGGCGAAAGUAGCGAAGAAGAGGAAACCAAAAAAUAUGUGGAGCAGCUUCGAGAGCUUUUAACACACGACUGUAACAGAGGCAAGAAGGAAGGAUGUCAUGAACUUGGUGAAUUUUAUCAAGUUGUUGAACAAAAUGUAGAAGAAGCAAAGAAUAUAUUUAAGACCAAUUGCGAGGAAAGAAAUCAUGCUCACAGCUGUUUUUCUUUAGGAUAUUUGUUUUUUACUGCAAAAGAAAAAGACAUUGUUAAAGCUUUGAAAUACUUUGAGCGUGGUUGCAAUGGUGACUCUAUUGGGUCAUGCAAUAAUGCUGGAAUGAUUUACCAAAGUGGCCAUGAAAAGUCAAACAUUAAAAUGGACAUGGACAAAGCUAUAGGCAAUUUUGAUAAAGCUUGCACUGGAGGCCAUAGACUUGGCUGCUUCAAUCUGAGCUGUAUUUACCUUACAGGAAAAAAUGGUGCAAAAAAGGACCUGCCAAGAGCUUUUGAACUGUCACUUAAAGCUUGUGAAUUAGGCCAUCCUUGGGCUUGUGCAAAUGUUAGUAGGAUGUAUAAAAUGGGGGAUGGUGUGGAGAAAGAUUUAGAGAAGUCUUCUGAAUUUAGGAAAAGAGCACAAGAAUUAAAAGAUAAUAGCAGAGCAUAGUUUGUAAAACAUUAUUUGUACAGAAAAAGGUGUGAAUUGGUAUUUUAUUACUGAGUAAUUUUUAGAAAAUGUAAUCUCAAGAUGUGAUUUAAGGUCCUCUCACUAGUUUUUUAUGUGUGAGGAUGACCCAGUUGUUAUCCUCCUUGACUAAAGAUCCUAAGGUCUGUGGUUCAGACCCCUGACAUUGCCAAACUUUCACUUAGAGUAGGACGAGUCGUUAGCUCACAUCAUGAAUCACGAUCCUGGUAGGACAUUGUUGCUAUGGCAUUAAAUUAGGGACUUUUCCUAUAUGACAAGGCUGGUAACAAUUGGAAGUAUGAUAUGAUUCUUGAUUUUUUCAUUAAACUCCCUAAUCCAUGAAAUGAAGUCACAAAUUUGUCUUAACUUUCGGCCAAUAUAUGGCCACUAUUACCUAGUAAUAUUGGGCAGCCCUUAGGCAUUCGUUAAAAAAGAGAAUAUGUUGCUUAUGUUUGUUAAACUCCCCGCGAUGGGGUUCAGAAAUAACGCA
Messenger RNA from Rhopilema esculentum, 1536 nucleotides. The record is from RefSeq and is a predicted model, not a curated record. Lineage: Eukaryota; Metazoa; Cnidaria; Scyphozoa; Rhizostomeae; Rhizostomatidae.